AUGUUGGAUCAAGUCAAAAACAGUUACUACAUUGGUCUGGAUGGCUCCUUGCGUCUGGUAUUGGCCAAUGGCAUGGAAGUGUCUCUUCACACGGAGCCUCACCUGCUGUCAGGAACAGUCAACCCAACCAUAAGCAAGAGAAAUGUCACUCUGCCCAUUGAUAAUGGACUCAACCUGGUGGAAUGGAGACAACGGAAAGAACAGGCACGAGGACAGGUCACAGUGUAUGGACGCAGACUCAGGGUUCAUAACAGGAACUUGUUAUCCAUGGAUUUUGACCGUGUAACCAGGACCGAGAAAGUCUAUGACGACCACAGGAAGUUCACCUUGAGGAUCCACUAUGACCAUGCAGGAAGACCUACUUUGUGGGCACCAAGUAGUCGGCUAAACGGUGUCAAUGUUACCUACUCACAGGGCGGCCACAUCGCCGGCAUUCAGAGGGGCACUAUGUCAGUCCGAAUGGAAUAUGACCUAAAUGGGAGAAUCACCUCAAAGAUAUUUGCAGAUGGAAAGACAUGGAGCUACACCUACCUUGAAAAA
This is a messenger RNA of Sinocyclocheilus grahami, 540 nucleotides long. RefSeq names its product teneurin-4-like. Gene Ontology annotation, molecular function: protein heterodimerization activity; cell adhesion molecule binding; protein homodimerization activity. The transcript is spliced from 3 exons. The annotation marks the transcript as partial. Gene Ontology annotation, biological process: neuron development; heterophilic cell-cell adhesion. Lineage: Eukaryota; Metazoa; Chordata; Actinopteri; Cypriniformes; Cyprinidae. Gene Ontology annotation, cellular component: neuron projection. The record is from RefSeq and is a predicted model, not a curated record.